Otolemur garnettii (small-eared galago) is the source of this 6884-nucleotide messenger RNA. It is a transcript of the gene CGNL1, whose product is annotated as cingulin like 1. Lineage: Eukaryota; Metazoa; Chordata; Mammalia; Primates; Galagidae. The transcript is spliced from 20 exons. The record is from RefSeq and is a predicted model, not a curated record. The coding region runs from base 72 to 3986 and encodes 1304 amino acids. Gene Ontology annotation, cellular component: myosin complex.
GCACUCGCGCCGGGUUGUGCUGGCUGCAGCGGGAGCGGGACUCCGAAGCGGCGGCGCUGGAACAGUGAACCAUGGAGCUAUAUUUUGGAGAAUAUCAGCAUGUGCAGCAGGAGUAUGGGGUCCAUCUGAGACUCGCAAGUGACGAAACCAAGAGGUCAAGGAAUUCCCAGCACCCCAAGACGGGCUCCUAUGGUGUCAGCAUUAGGGUCCAGGGGAUUGAUGGCCACCCCUACAUAGUCCUGAAUAACACGGAGCGGUGUCUAGCAGGCUCGUCUUUCUCAGAAAAUGGGCCACCAUUCUCAUCUCCAGUGAUAAACAACCUUCCUCUACAUUCCAGCAACAGUUCUGUGCUAACCGGGAACAGUGCAGAAUUGAAGCUCCCAGAAAAUCCAUAUGCCCAGCCCAGCCCUAUAAAAAACCCCAAACAGCCCUCUCUCCAUGAGGGCAAGAAUGGAGUUCUAGAUGGCAAAGAUGGGCCAGCGAAGACAUCCCAUGUGCUGAACUUUCAGAGGCAUCCCGAGCUUUUGCAGCCUUAUGACCCUGAAAAGAGCGAGUUGAACUUACAAAACCACCAACCUCCUGAGAGUAAUUGGCUGAAAACGUUAGCAGACGAAGGUACCAACAAUAAGAAGCCUUGGACUUGCUUCCCCAAACCCAGCAAUUCCCAGCCUACCAGCCUUCCCUUGGAAGACCUGACAAGGUCCAACGUGACGGCCAUUCGUCUGUGCAGCUCCGUGGUCAUCGAUGACCCCAAAAAGCAGACCUCAGUGUGUGUAAACGUUCAGAGCUGCACCAAGGAGGGGGUGGGAGAAGAGGCCCUUCCCCCUGGUGGGAGGCCUCUACCUGCCCACAGCCCACACACCCACCCCGAAACCAAGAAAACCAGGCCCGAUGUUCUUCCCAUCCGGCGACAGGAUUCUGCCGGACCGGUCCUGGAUGGUGCUAGGUCCCGGAGGUCUUCCUCGUCAUCAGCAACUCCCACUUCAGCCACCUCUCUGUACAGGUUUUUACUGGACGAUCAGGACUGCGCCAUCCAUGCUGACAAUGUCAAUCGUCAUGAAAAUAGAAGGUACAUCCCCUUCUUGCCAGGAACCGGGCGGGAUAUUGAUACGGGAUCAAUUCCAGGCGUGGAUCAGUUAAUUGAAAAAUUUGAUCAAAAACCUGGGCUUCAGAGGAGGGGAAGGACGGGGAAGAGGAACAGAAUCAAUCCAGAUGACAGGAAGAGAUCCAGGAGCGUGGACAGCGCCUUUCCCUUCGGUCUCCAAGGGAACUCCGAGUACCUGACCGAAUUUAGUAGGAACUUGGGCAAGUCCAGCGAACACCUGCUCCGGCCGUCCCAGGUGUGCCCGCCCAGGACGCCGUCUCAGGAGCACCGUGGGAAGCAAAGCGUGGGCCGCGCCUGUGCCAAGCUGCCCGGAGCCGCGCUUGGGGCUCAGUGCGCCCACCCUGGGCUGCCCCAGCAGAAUAGAAGUGGGAAAGUUCUGGAAGCCAAAGGCAGUCAGGAAAGCCCAUCGAUUCGUGCAUCCUCCCUCCCAGCACAGAGUAAAAAGGAGGAAGAAAUAAAAACAGCCACUGCUACGCUGAUGUUACAGAAUCGGGUGGCAGCAACUGCAUCAGAUUCGGGUGCCAAGAAAAUUUCCGUGAAGACAUUUCCUUCCCCCUCAAAUACUCAGGCCACACCAGAUCUCUUAAAGGGCCAGCAAGAGCUCACUCAGCAAACCAAUGAGGAGACGGCCAAGCAAAUACUUUACAAUUACCUCAAAGAAGGGAGCACCGAUAAUGACGAUGCUACUAAAAGGAAAGUCAACCUGGUCUUUGAGAAAAUCCAGACUUUGAAGUCCCGAGCAGCAGGGAGCGCACAAGGAAAUAACCAAGUGUCUAAUUCUUCAUCUGAAAUCAAAGAUCUACUGGAACAGAAAAACAAGUUAACGGUAGAAGUGGCUGAACUUCAGAGACAGCUUCAACUGGAAGUCAAGAAUCAGCAUAACAUCAAGGAGGAGAGAGAGAGAAUGAGAACGAACCUGGAAGCGCUCCGGAGCCAACAUGACUCGAAGGUGGAAGAGAACUCGGUGCUGCAGCAGCGGCUGGAGGAAAGUGAAGGGGAGCUCCGCAAGAACCUGGAGGAGCUGUUCCAGGUGAAGAUGGAACGGGAACAGCACCAGACUGAGAUCCGGGAUCUCCAGGACCAACUCUCAGAAAUGCACGAUGAACUGGACAGCGCUAAGCAAUCUGAGGACAGGGAGAAGGGGGCUCUGAUUGAGGAGCUCUUACAGGCAAAGCAGGAUCUUCAAGAUCUGCUGAUUGCCAAGGAGGAGCAAGAAGACCUCUUGAGAAAGCGAGAGCGGGAACUGACUGCCCUGAAGGGAGCCCUGAAAGAGGAGGUUUCCAGCCACGACCAGGAGAUGGACAGGCUGAAGGAGCAGUAUGAUGCGGAGCUGCAGGCCCUGAGGGAGAGCGUGGAAGAGGCCACCAAGAAUGUCGAGGUCUUGGCCAGCCGGAGGAGCAACACUUCAGAGCAAAGCCAGGUGGGGACUGAAAUGCGAGUGAAGGCUCUGCAGGAGGAGAAUGAAAAGCUCCAGGGAAGGAUCGCAGAGCUAGAGCGGAGAGUCGCUCAGCUUCAGAGGCAGAUUGAAGACAUGGAAGGCAACGAAGCCAAAGCAAAAGAAACACUGGAGAAGAGCGAGCAAGAAAUACGACAAUUAGAAGAGGCCCUUGUCCAUGCCAGAAAGGAAGAAAAAGAAGCUGCCUCAGCUAGAAGGGCCCUGGAGAGUGAGCUGGAGGAUGCCCAGAAGAAUCUGGUUCGGAUCACCCAGGAGCAGAAGCAGCUGUCGGAGAAGCUGAACAAUGAGACUGAGCAGAAGGAGCAGUUGAGAAGGCUGAAGAACGAGAUGGAGAGCGAGCGGUGGCACCUAGACAAGACCAUAGAGAAGCUGCAGAAAGAGAUGGCCGAUAUUGUUGAAGCCUCCCGCACCUCAACCCUGGAGCUGCAGAACCAGCUGGAUGAGUACAAGGAAAAAAACCGCAGGGAGCUUGCAGAAAUGCAAAGGCAGUUGAAGGAGAAAACCCUGGAGGCAGAAAAGUCCCGACUGACAAUGGUGAAAAUGCAGGAGGAGAUGCGUCUGAUGGAGGAAGAGUUACGGGACUACCAGCGAGCUCAGGAUGAAGCGAUCACAAAAAGGCAGCUUCUGGAGCAGACGCUGAAGGACCUGGAGUAUGAGCUGGAGGCCAAGAGUCACCUCAAAGAUGACCGUGGCAGACUGGUCAAGCAGAUGGAGGAUUGCUUGAGCUCGGAGUUGGAGACCAGCCUGAGCAAGAGCAAGACCCCAUCUCUACUAAAAAUAGAAAAACUAGCCAGGACUAAGAAGCAGAUGGAGCAGGUGAGGAGUGAGCUGCUUCAGGAGAAAGCUGUUAGGCAAGACCUGGAGUGUGACAAGAUCUCCCUGGAGCGACAGAACAAGGACUUAAAGAGCCGCAUUGUCCACCUGGAAGGCUCCUACAGAUCCAGCAAAGAGGGGCUGGUGGUGCAGAUGGAGGCCAGGAUCGCAGAGCUCGAGGACCGUCUCGAGAGCGAGGAGAGGGACCGGACUAACCUCCAGCUCAACAACCGGCGGCUGGAGCGGAAAGUGAAGGAGCUGCUGAUGCAGGUGGAUGACGAGCACCUGUCGCUGACUGAUCAGAAGGACCAGCUGAGCUUGCGCCUGAAAGCAAUGAAACGGCAGGUGGAGGAGGCCGAGGAGGAAAUCGACAGACUGGAAAGUUCUAAGAAGAAGCUGCAGAGGGAGCUGGAGGAGCAGAUGGACGUGAAUGAGCAGCUUCAGGGGCAGCUCAACUCCAUGAAAAAGGGCUUGAGACUCAAGAAGCUGCCCAGUAAAGUGCUGGACGACAUGGACGAUGACGAUGACCUCAGCACAGAUGGGGGGAGCCUCUAUGAGGCACCGCUGAGCUACACUUUCCCCAAGGACAGUGCCAUCACCAGCCAGAUCUGAGCCCACUUCCAGGGCUGUUGAAGUGGCCGUUGCUCCUAUGCUCCUGGCAGGAGCUCUGCGGCCCCUGGGACAGGAGGCAGGAAAGCGAGCGUCCGGCUGCAGAGACCCAUCGCCGCUGCCUCUUCACUCAGCUUCCCAGUUCCUCAGUGCCACGUUCCUCCAGGGUCUCUCAGACAGGGAGCUGCUGCAGUUUAAAACGCGGGAUGCCUGAGCACCUGAGCAAGGGGGCCGCUGCCCUCUGGGGUGUUUGGGAAACAUGCUUUGGGAGGUUGAAGCCCCCUGUCUGCACUGCUUCUCCUGCUUCCCCCCUGACCUCCUGCCAAUAAAAAAGGGUUCAAAGGGCGAGUUGUGACUGAAUUGCCAUGGCGCAGGGGAGCAAGCUCCAUACAGGCUGCACGUGUUUUUAACCAGCCUGUCUCCUGACUGCUGCUGUUCCAUUUGCAGUGUUACAAAGGCUUUGUAGAGUGUCAAAGUUCACACAUCUCUAUUGUGUAUCCUUUUUGAAAAUAUGAAGCUACUAGAUUUUAAGUAUUAAGGAGCAGAGGUGAGAGAGAAAAGUAGAAUAAAGACACUUUGGAUAUGGGAGUUGGAGAGGAGUUAUAGUGAUAAUGGACAGUUAAUGCUGAGGAUAGAGGCGCAGAUGGUCUGGGCAAACAACUCUCUGGAGGGGUGGGAGGGUGGGGGGUUGAAAACCAGAAGGUCACUUGUAUUUGUGGGCUAUAGCUAUGGCCUUGGCUGCUUAUUUUAUCUAGAAUUUUAUUAUAAUUUCUGAACCAUGCUGAGACUGAUUCCUGUCAGUCCAUCAAUUGUAAUUCCUUUACACGGGUGGGUUGGGGAGGCUUGUCAGUAAGGUUUGUAACAAAUGCUGCAGUUUCUGGAAGGACAAAGCCCUCUGGUUACCUCUCACUGACCCUCUCAUCUCACUGUGGGCCUCCUUGCUAUGCCCCCGGGGCCCCUGGUGAGGCAGCAGCAAGAUGGGGGACCAGGAGGGUGGGAGGUGGUGGUGGUGGUGAAGGUCAUGGGUGUAAGGAUGAGGCAGGUCAUGGGGGAAGGGAGAAGAGAGAGCAGAUGGACAGAUGGGUGAGAAGGCAGCCAGAGAAGUUCUUGAAAGCUGGGGGACGUGCGGGCAAGAGGGGGAUUAUGCGGGAUCUCAGGUUUAUGUCACGGGAGGGAGGAAAAAAAUAGACACCAGCCAGAGGACUCCUUCCAGCUUCCAGGGAUAAAGGGACGUCACCAGCAAUGGCAAUGUGACUGGGAGUGGGUGGUCUGGGGACAAGGCCAGGUGGCUGGGGCAAAAUCACAAGGGCCAGGGCAUUGGGAAAGUGCAGAGCAUCCUGGCAUUUCUUCCUGGCCUUCCCAUGUCACCUUGCACCAGGACAGUCCCCAGGCAUGGCCACAGGUCAGGUCCAGUCACAGCUGGGCCUCCACAGGUCAGCAGAGGAGCAGGCAGCCUGGUAGGGAAGUAGCCAGAGAGGGGACCUGUGGUUGGUUCUAUGUUUGGGGCAGAGGUGGCAGUGUUCGGCUGUGUCACAAAGACGCCAAGCAUCCCAAUAGAUGGACCAGAGCGCUCCAUGACAGUUGCUAGGAGGUCCCACCUACCCUGGGUCACGGAACCCACCCAAGAGGAUGCAGAAAGGUCAGCCGAGGUUAGGGUGGGCUGUUUGAGCCUGGAGCUGGAAAGCCAAACCCUCUCCACCUCUGCUGGGGUCAUCCUCUCCACAGCUGAGGGGGAUUCUUGCCUCUGCUUCCUCAUUUGAGGUGUGGAGAGAUUCCUCCUCCCUUUAGCCAUUUAUUCAUUUAGCAAGUAUCUUUUUGUCACCUGUGAUGUAUCAGGCACAGCUCUUGGCACCGGGAACACAGCAGUGGUUAGACAGGUGAAAAUGCUGCCCCUCCCGGAGCUGCAUGUGAGGAAUGGGGGAGAGGGACAACAGUCAACACACGUUGACACGAGGCCGCGCGCCUCUGUCCUCUCGUGGACACGACAAGCCUGGCUCACUGGAACUGAGGUUCUCUGACCCCCAAUAUGUUCUUUAUUCACCCUCUGCUUCCACCAUCAUAGAUACUUGCCUGUAAGCCUGCCUAGAAACGCCUGAGCCCCGCUCCUAGCCAGAGAUGUGCCACAUGAUAGGUCUGCAGCCCCAUGACCUUGGGGAUGAGUGUCGGCUGUGUGAGAAAGUAACUUGUCCCUCUUUAGGGGCAGUUCUUCCUGGUGCUGUGAGGCUGGCAACAAGAAGCAGAACUGAUGGGGAGAGAGAAGAGAGGUUACCACUGAAAACUCCUGUGUCGUCACCCUAAGAGUAGGCUGUUAUAAAUUCUAACAGUUGUGCUAUCCUGCACUGCAAUGGAGGCAGCAGUGAGCAGGAUCCCUGCAGUCCAGCAGGCCAGAAGAACACUGGCCUGGAAGCCUAGAGAGGGGUUUCCAAGUCCCUCCUCAUCUCCCUGCCCAGUGACCUGCACAGGGUGCUCAUGCUCAGAGCCACGGGAGACAAGGGGAGGAUUAGGGCCCGGUGUCCUUUCCAGGUCUAACACGCUAUCGUUCUUUGAUUUUAUUGCAUGUAUUAUAAGUUUGUUUCCUGUUUAUUGCUUUAAGAACUAACCCUGUUCAAGAGUAUUUUCUUUAGCUAGCUUAAAAAAGAAAUUAUUUUAUGUAAAAACACAUGUGGCCAAAUGCAAUGCUGAGAAGACAAUCAUCCUGUAUCUUUCAUAAUUUCUUCCCCUGCUUCUGAGGGUCAUUCUACAAGGCUGGUUGGCUUAUUCUGUUGGGUUUCUGCUUUGGGGUAUGGUUGGUGGCUUUGUGUUGUCAUGGGGAAGAGACAUUCGUGUUGCACCUACCUCCACAGAAGUGAAUUCCUGGAUAGAGUAAGAUUUGCUUUCAAUAAAUGAUGUCACCCAACCAGA